Corythoichthys intestinalis (scribbled pipefish) is the source of this 3179-nucleotide messenger RNA. It is a transcript of the gene ppp6r3, whose product is annotated as protein phosphatase 6, regulatory subunit 3. The record is from RefSeq and is a predicted model, not a curated record. The coding region runs from base 355 to 2901 and encodes 848 amino acids. The transcript is spliced from 25 exons. Gene Ontology annotation, cellular component: nucleus; cytosol. Gene Ontology annotation, molecular function: protein phosphatase regulator activity; protein phosphatase binding. NCBI's taxonomy places the organism in Eukaryota, Metazoa, Chordata, Actinopteri, Syngnathiformes, Syngnathidae.
UUGACUGGUCGGGAGCGCCAUCUUGAAAAGUGUCCUCCAUUGCCAACUAUUUCAUGUUGGUCACAUCCCUCAAUUUUAAAUGUUUUUUUCUCCGGCACGUUUUAUAUGUAUUUAUCUUUGGGACUGAUUAUUGAUUUGACUUCAUUGGAAAGAUAUUCAUGCGGAGGGUCACCGAGCACAACAUUGUUGGUGGUGUAUGCUGUAUGUGCACGGCUGUUGUGACAUUCAUUUCCAUUGCGCUGAUUAACCUGCAAGUGCCGACAGACUUGGAAUGGGCCACAAAUAUCACACACCACAACAACCUGUCUUUUAACCUGAGUUCUGACUUGUGGACUUCCCACAAAUAGGACAACUAUGUUUUGGAAAUUUGACCUCCAUGCCACAUCACACAUUGACACUCUGCUGGAGAGGGACGAUGUAAGACUAACUGACAUAAUGGAUGAAGAGGAUGUUCUGCAAGAGUGCAAAGCCCAGAACCACAAAUUGAUUGACUUCCUUUUGAGACCUGAAUGCAUGGAGGACCUCGUUACCUUCAUUACGCAAGAACCAAGUACUGAUGUGGAGGAUAAUGUUAAAUACAAGUAUCCCAACAUAUCAUGUGAACUGCUUACAUCAGACGUGAGCCAAAUUAAUGACAGAUUAGUGGAAGAUGAAAAACUGCUGAUAAAACUGUAUAGCUUUCUUCAGAAUGAGCCACCUCUUAAUCCACUUUUGGCCAGCUUCUUCUCUAAAGUUCUUUCUAUUCUCAUAGGACGUAAACCUGAACAGAUAGUAGGGUUUCUUCGAAAGAGAGAGGACUUUGUAAACUUUAUGAUCAAACACAUAGGGACUUCAGCCAUCAUGGACCUGCUACUCAGGAUGCUCACAUGUAUUGAACCACCACUUUUACGACAGGAUGUCCUUAAUUGGCUGAAUCAGGAAAAUAUAAUUGAGAACCUUGUGGACAUGGUACAGCCCUCUCAGGAUGAAGAUAGACACUCCAAUGCCUCACAGUCACUAUGUGAGAUCAUCAGACUGAGCAGAGACCAGAUGUUCCAGGUCCAAGGAUGCCCACAACCUGACCCAUUACUGGCUACACUUGAAAAGCAGACCACCGUGGAAAAACUGCUGUCUCAUAUCUUUGACAAGGAGAAGAAUGAAUCUGCAAUUGUCAGUGUUAUCCAGAUUCUUCUGACAUUGUUUGAAACAAGACGACCAGCGUUUGAAGGCCAUAUGGAAUGCUCCCCAAGAAUGUCCAACCCUUCAUUCUCUGUCAAUCAAAGCAUCUUGGAGGCUGUGAGACCACGACUAAAAGAUUUUCAUCAACUUCUGCUGGAUCCCCCAAAGAACGACAUGAUGAAGACAACAUGGGGGGUACUCGAUCCUCCUGUGGGUAACACAAGGCUCCAUGUGGUCCGACUAGUGGUCAGUCUGUUGCAAACCAACACUCCCUGUAUCAGUAAAGAGCUCAUUCACCUCAACACCCUGGGAAUAAUACUUGAUAUGUAUUUCAGAUACAUCUGGAACAACUUCCUCCACAUUCAGGUGGAAAUCUGUACAGCUGUGAUUUUGGUUAUGCCUCCUUUCACCACUGACGUCCAGCUUGAUGCAGAACAGGAAAAUGCCAGAGAGAGCAUCCUCGUCAGACACUUGUUUCAAAAAUGCCAUUUCAUACAGAGAAUCGUUGAAGCCUGGAACACUAAUGAAAAGGAGCAGGUCGAAGGUGGUCGGCGGCGAGGAUACAUGGGUCACCUCACUAGAAUAGCUAAUUCAAUACUUCAUAACUGCGAUAAAGGUCCUAAUGGAUUGCAGAUACAACAGCUCAUCUCUGAGCUAAAAGUCGAGGACAGAGAAAAAUGGGAGGCCUUCAUAUCUGGGCAGCUGGCUGACACAAACAAAAGAAACACUGUUGACCUGGUGAACACACACCAGAUCCAAUCCUCAACUGAUGAUGAGGUUGAAUUUAAAGAUAGCAGCUUUCACCAUGACUCAUCUAUUCAACAAGCGUUUUCUGAUUAUCAGAUGCAACAAAUGACGUCCAAUUUUAUUGAGCAGUUUGGCUUCAAUGAUGAAGAGUUUGCUGAUCCAGAUGAUGUUUUGGAUAUUCCCUUUGACAGAAUAUCAGACAUCAGUUUUUCACUGAAUACAAAUGAAAGUGUGAAAGUAGCUAUGUUUGAAGCCCGCUGUAGAGAGAAAAUCCAGCAAUUUGAGGAUGUUGGUUCAGAUGAAGAGGAUAUCUGGGAUGAAAAAGAUGUCACCUUUGUACCAGAAGCACAGAGGCGCCCCAGGAGUGCGGGUAGCACAGACAGUGAGGACAGCACUGACUCUGAGGAAGAGGAUUCCAAGAAAGAUGUAUUUGAAGCUUCUAAUCCCAACUCUGAAGACAUGGAAGUCGAAACAGACACAGCAUGGAGUGGCUAUUCUGGUCCCGAUUCAAACUCCGGGACAGGCUGGGCUGAUUUCUCUAACUUCUCCCCCACCAGCCCCAAUGAUCCACUAAUGUGCAAUACUCCUGUUGCUAUGGAGACCAACAUAGAGAAACUGGAUCCUCUAGGCGUCAUCGGACCGUUAUAUUCGGAGGAAAACAAUGGCUGGUUGAGUCCGAGUGUUUCGUCGUCCUCAUCUGUCACAUCUAAGGGUUGUGGAAGAUCUAAAAUGGUGGAUGAAUCUACUUGCAAUGUGCAACGGAGUAUGACGGACACCGUCAUCAAUGGCUCUUUAAAAGAGACUUUCAGCCUCACUGUUGAUGCAAAGACUGAGACUGCUGUCUUUAAGAGAGUGUUGAAAUCAUAUCGCAGUGAGAAGUGCAAGUACACAAUGGAAUUCCCCAAUGGCCCUCGAGAGGAAAUGUCAAACAUAGAAGAUGCCAAACUGGACCAGAGUGCAAUGUCCUCAGAUCCAGCAGUAAAUGGACCAGCAUGAGGAUGGGUAGUCUUUAGCCAGCGUAAUCAACAACUUGAGAAGAAUCUCCUCAUGAAUGAGCAGAGGCCACUGGUCAAACCUGGUCAUAAAACAGCAAUGACGUACUGUUGUUUAGACCUGCAACUGACUUCUUCUCAUUCAGAUUUGUUUAGGAAUGUCACUAUGUUUGAAAAGAUGAUUGUUUCAAUAAAAUAUUUUGUAAAAUGUAAUUGGAAUUUAAAUACGGAGGUUAAAUUAUUCCAGCACUAUAAUUGUUGCUUCAUUUUGCAGUAUUUCAA